AUAGAAAGCGGAAGGCUGGAUGUCACUGGCAAAAUGGCGGCCCCCAGCGGUCUACCCCGUGUCUGGUUCCGGGGAAGUUGUUGCCGCACGUGGUGAGAACAUGGACGAGCUGCCCGAGGAGGUGCGGCAAUUCUUACAGCAGCAUCCGGCACUGCAGCUGAUCCCCGGGAACAAGGUCCGCUUCACAGUGACCGGCCACGAGCUGCCGUGCCGCCUCCCGGAUCUGCAGAGUUUCACGGAGGGCCGGAAGUACCAGCGGCUGAAGAGCCGCGUGCAGACCUUCGAUUACAGCAGCUACGAGCCGCACAUUGUGCCCAGCACCAAGAACGGACAACAGCUGUUCUGCAAAUUAACCCUUCGUCACAUCAACAAGGUCCCGGAGCACGUUCUGCGUCAUGUCAAAGGGAAGCGCUACCUCCGGGCACUGCGCAUGUAUGAGGAUUGCCAGAAGCGAGGGGUGGAGUAUGUUCCUGCUUGUUUACAAAACAAAAAGAAGCGGCGCCCCCUGGAGGAUGAGCGAGCACAAGGUGAAGGAGGACAAGCGUGGGACCCUAAGGACAGCCAUUCUGAGGACAGUGACUCGGGGGACAGCAUGAGCGACCUGUACCCAGGUCAUAUGUUUUCUAAGAAGAGCGCAGCUCCGGAGGAAAAUGCCAGCAAUGACGAGAUGGAAGUAGAGGAAACAAAGUGCAGCAACCCAAGGAAAAGACUGCAGAAACAAAAUGGAUCCUCCCGGAAGAAAUUCAAGUCUCAUCAGAAGAAGUCAAAGACAACCAAGAAGCUGUAGGCUCUGCCAGCCUGUUACUUAACUCGGGAGUCAGAAAACAGAAUAAAGGCUUUGAUUCUAGAUGCAAGCUGCUGAGAUCCAGUUCUUGAGUGACAGACUCUCCCAGAGAAGUCUGAGGUCCUGCAUUCUACAGACUCUUAUCAGCCGCACUCGCCGAUCACUCACUCUUUGUGUACUCAUGAAAUCACUGUUUAGGUAAAAAAAAAAUACCUUUUCUAAUUUCUGUCACUAGAUUUACAAGAAAAAUGCUAGAAACUUGACUUUUUUUCAUUUGGUACUAAAGGUCCUCACAGACCUAUCAGCCAUGAUUACCUGUAGCAGCCACCUCCGCUGUAUGGGGAAAAGCAGUUGCUGCGGUGAUUGCUUGUCCCCAAAUCAUUGCUCCGGGGCAGCAGAUUGCUCUUCUCACAUCACAAUCUGCUUCACAUAAGCAAUCAUUUUUGGUGCCGGCUGAAGGACGCUUUUGCUCAUUCAUCAGGCGUUUGCUGGGGUUAGAAGCCAGGUAUUUUUGUAAAGGCUCACCCUGAUAGAUGAGGUUUAAAACCGUAGUGAAAAAACACAACCAAAAGUCUGAGCGCAUUGAUGAGAUGGGAUGGUUGUCGCAUUCAUUUCUCUGCCCUUCUGUUACUUUUUCCCUCUUUUAUAUUUUUGUUUCAAAGAUAAAGGAAUAAAUCUUCUGCAAAUAA
Molecule: messenger RNA, 1473 nt
Organism: Bufo gargarizans (Asiatic toad)
Lineage: Eukaryota; Metazoa; Chordata; Amphibia; Anura; Bufonidae
Gene: SURF2
Product: surfeit 2
Exons: 6
Coding region: 20-787 (255 amino acids)
Source: RefSeq, a predicted model, not a curated record